Molecule: messenger RNA, 852 nt
Organism: Acanthocheilonema viteae
Lineage: Eukaryota; Metazoa; Nematoda; Chromadorea; Rhabditida; Onchocercidae
Source: the annotation of a GenBank genome assembly
AUGGUUGUUCAUUGUUGCAAUUCGGAUGCAGAGUUUCGUGGAUUUUUGGCAAAUGCUGGCGCGAAACCUGUUGUUGUUGAUUUUUAUGCAAUCUGGUGUGGACCAUGCCGACGAAUAGCACCAACAUUUGACCAACUUUCCAACCAAUAUUUGAAUGUUGUUUUCGUAAAAGUGGACGUUGAUAAGGCAAAAGAUCUAUCGACGCAACAGGGAGUUACUGCAAUGCCUACAUUCAUCGUAUACAUGAAUAGGGUGAAGGUUGAUCUUUUGCGUGGUGGUGAUUCAACGGCAUUAGAAGCGCUAGUGAAAAAAUGGUCGGAAAAUGCGCCAAAAGAAGACAGCCCAGUUGCGGGACAAACUGAUCUCAUCACAUUUGUUGAUAAAACACAGGUGGAAUGCUUGAAUGAAGACGAUAAUGCAACGCUGAGGAGUUUGCUCAGUGGUGAAGGAGUGCUUACAUCUGAUUGUGACCCUCAGCUUAUCAUAUCAAUUCCAUUUAAUCAGCCAGUAAAAAUCCAUUCCAUUUAUUUGAAAGGUAGUGGUUCGUCAGCACCAAAAACGGUUAAAAUUUUCACUAAUCUUGCAAGUAUUCUUGAUUUUGAUCGAGCAGUAGGUGCUGAAGGUGUACAGACGAUCUCUUUUUCCGAAAAGAUCAUUGAAGGAGAAUUAUGCAAUCUACGUUACGUGAAAUUUCAAAGCGUGAAAAAUAUACAGCUGUUUGUGGAAGAUAAUCAGGGCGGGGACGAAAACACAACAAUUGAAGCCCUUCGCCUCUAUGGAACGCCACUUUCUGCAACAAAUAUGCAAGAUUUCAAACGAGUUUCUGGUAAAGUUGGUGAAGUUGGACAUUGA